AUGGCAACAGAGAGUCCAAUUAGAAUAUCAGAAGCCGGGGGGAAAUGGCCUUCUCAUAUUGAUGCGUCAGCUUUUGGCACACCACCUCAUAACAUGGGGACAGAAGAUUUGGGUAUUCUGUUGAAGGGCCAUAGGUUCCGUGGUAGUGCAAAGGACGUCGCACCCAAUCGUAGUGGCAGUGCACCUCCCAGCAUGGAAGGCUCAUUUCUGGCCAUAGAAAACCUACUACCACUUCAGAACACCCAGGAUGCAAGCUUGACAACUCUGAGCAGGGCUGUGAAAAAUUGUGAAUCUGAAGAACAGUUACGGGCUGAUCCAGCUUAUUUGGCAUAUUACAGUUCAAAUGUCAACCUAAACCCUAGACUUCCUCCUCCGCUAACUUCCUGGGAAAACCGCCAUAUAGGGCACCAUAUUGGUAGCUCUAGAAAUAAUUGGGGAUUGCCUUCUGCAGAUCAUAGAAGUAAAAAUUCUUUACAUUUACCGCAAGCAACUCUUUCAACACACAAGGAGGAGUCUGAGGAUGAUUCCACCCAACAACAGACACAUGAAAACAAAUCAGUUAACAUACGUGGAGUAUGGCGUAGACAAGAUGCAGCUUCAUCGGCAUCACAGCAAAAAAACGUGGUUGAUUUAAUUCAGGAGGACUUUCCUCGCACCAUGUCACCUGUAUAUAAUAUGUCUCUUUCUGUAAGUCAUGGACUGGUGGAUAAACCAAUUGAAUUAGAAGCUGCUUCCAGUUCUUCUCAUGACCCUCAUGUUACUGCAGUAGAGUCUGCUAAACCUACUGCAGGUGCGGAUGAUAUUAGGGUGUCAUCAAGUGUCGAUGUCCACUCCCCUGUUGCAAGCUCUUCAACUCUUGGAUCCGCAGCUAGCAUGGGUUUUAGUAACAUAGAUGUUGCAACUGUUGCAUAUCAAUUAAAGACUCUUAAUGUAUCCAAUCUUGCAAAUUCAGAAAGCCUGAGUUAUGAAGAAAAAUUGAAGACAAGCUACCAGAAUAAUAUGAUGCAACGGCAGGUAUUCCCGCAACAAAGCAAUCCGAGUGAAGUUCCUAGUACUAAUCCUCAAAGUGUAGACAAUGCUUACUUUGGAAGGGAACAGUUUGCUCUUAAUUCAAGCAAGUUGUCUGAUGUUCAGCCACUACUUCAGUCAUCUGGGUUUACACCUCCUCUAUAUGCCACAGCAGCAGCUUAUAUGACCUCUGUAAAUCCGUUUUACACUAAUAUGCAAGCCUCAGGCACAUAUGCUCCUCAAUAUAUUGGUGGAUACACUUUAAAUCCCACAGCUAUUCAUCCAUAUAUUUCUUCCUACCCUCAUGGUGCUGUGCCAUUUGUUGUUGAUGGGGCUACUAGUUCUAGUUAUGCCCCGCUAACACCAGGGGUUUCGACCGGGGGUAGUAUUUCACAUGGAGCAGAAAUGGUACAAGCAAACAAGUACCUCGGGCAAUUUGGAUAUCCUGUACAGCCUACUUAUGGUGAUCCUAUUUACAUGCAAUACAAUCAACAAGCUUUUGUAGAGGGAUUUGGUAUUUCUGGUCAUUUUGACCCACAUGCACCUAGAGCAAGUGGUGUUAACCAAAUGAAUCCUUAUGAUUCACAAAAAAGGCCUGGUACCGGUGCUUAUUUGGAUGAUAAAAAAUUACACGAACAGAGAACUGGUGCUAAUAUGAACUCGAGAAGAGGUGGAUUAUCAGUUCCUAGUUAUUUUGGACAUAUGCCAAACACUGGCUUUGUAAUGCAGUAUCCAAGUUCACCACUUUCUAGUCCAGUUUUGUCUGGAUAUCCAGAAGGAAGUCCUGGCCUUUCAGGAGGUAGAAAUGAAAUGAAACCUUUCCCAGCUUCUGGUAGAAAUGGAGGCAUGUUAUCUGGAUGGCAUGGUCCAAGGUCUUUUGACAGUGCUCAAGACCCCAAGAUUGUUAACUUCCUCGAGGAGUUGAAAUCUGGCAAAGGUCGCAGAUUUGAGCUAUCUGAUAUUAUUGGACAUAUCGUUGAAUUUAGCGCUGAUCAGCAUGGAAGUCGAUUUAUACAACAGAAGUUGGAAAGUUGUGGUGUUGAAGAGAAGGCAUUGGUGUUCAAAGAGGUUCUUCCACAUGCUUCUAAAUUAAUGACUGAUGUAUUCGGUAACUAUGUAAUACAGAAGUUUUUUGAGUAUGGAAAUCCUGAACAGAGGAAGGAACUUGCAGAUAAACUUGCUGGUCAGAUACUGCCUUUGAGUUUGCAAAUGUAUGGCUGUCGAGUAAUCCAAAAGGCACUCGAGGUUAUUGAGCAUGAACAGAAAGCUCAGCUUGUUCGUGAGCUAGAUGGGAAUAUCAUGAGAUGUGUUCGGGAUCAAAAUGGGAAUCAUGUAAUACAGAAAUGCAUUGAAUCUAUACCCACCCAAAAAAUUGGCUUUAUACUAUCAGCAUUUCGUGGUCAAGUUGCUAAUUUAUCAAUGCAUCCCUAUGGUUGUCGAGUCAUUCAGAGAAUUCUAGAGCAUUGUACAGAUGAGGUUCAGUGUCAGUUUAUCGUAGAUGAAAUAUUGGAGUCAGUUUGUUCUCUUGCUCAGGACCAGUAUGGUAAUUAUGUUACCCAGCAUGUGUUGGAGAGAGGAAAAUCUCAAGAAAGGAGCCAAAUAAUCAGCAAGCUGUCAGGACAUGUUGUUCAAUUGAGUCAGCAUAAGUUUGCUUCAAAUGUUGUGGAGAAAUGUCUGGAGUAUGGUGAUCCCUCUGAACGGGAGUUGUUUAUUGUAGAGAUUAUUGGGCCUGAUGGGCAAAAUGAUAAUUUAUUGACGAUGAUGAAAGACCAAUUUGCUAACUACGUGAUCCAGAAGGUUAUUGACAUAUGUUCUGAUAAUCAGCGUGCAAUGUUACUCUCUCACAUAAGAGUCCAUGCUAAUGCUUUGAAGAAAUAUACUUACGGAAAACACAUUGUGGCUCGCUUGGAACAUCAAUUUGGAGAGAAUCAAACACCCAGUUCAUGA
Messenger RNA from Vicia faba (fava bean), 2955 nucleotides. The record is from the annotation of a GenBank genome assembly. Lineage: Eukaryota; Viridiplantae; Streptophyta; Magnoliopsida; Fabales; Fabaceae.